ACUCAUGAGAGCUCGACAUUAACCAAUCAGGAGGCGCGUUGUUCAAAGGCGGGUUCUUUUUUCCUAUCCACACUUCGGCACAAAAGAGCAGGAGCAAGUCACGGGAAUUGUUCUGGCUGUUUGGGAGUUACAACGAUAACAAGUGAUUAUUGAUAUGAUGAUAGCUGUAGUUGUGUGGGCUAAGAUCACUACCGUCAGAUAACGAACGGCUUAAUGGCUUCAAAUGAUCGUUGUCAGGGCAGAGUAGCUAAUGCUGUUGUUGCUAACGUCAUGGCUAAUGUGGAUCACUAAAAAUGCCUCGCUGAGGAACUUUGACUUGUUUUGUUUUCGUCUGAAUCUGUUCAUCCCCAUUAAGUGACGCACAGAAGUACACUGUGUGGUGAGCUAACGUUCUGAUGGCAGUGGCUCCUGCCUUUAUGGCAGAUAAAAUUAUAGUUCUUGAUGAUGAUGAUGAAGAGGAGAGUCCUCAGCCAUCAACCGCAGCCUCCAGAGGGUCUUCACGAAAAAAUGCCAAACUGGUCUCCCCUCUCAAAGCAAAGCAGCCUGCACCAACCCACAUCACACAGUCCCCCUUUGCCUCAGCCAAGAAAGAGGCACAUGUCCUUCAGGUGGAGAACGAGAAGCUGUUCAAUGAGUUUGUAGAGCACUGUACAGCACAUACCCAGGACUGCCCUGAUGUUAUUACUUUUCUCAAAACAAAACACACCAAGGCCUCUCCUAUAUACCUUUCGUCUGUGGAAUUCAGAAACUUUUUGGGGCGAUGUUUAACUCGUGCUCAGGCCAACCGCUCCAAAACAUUUGUCUAUAUUAAUGAACUGUGCACGGUGCUACGGCAGCAUGGGAUCAAGAAGAGGCAGAGUCUCUCCAAACCUGAACCAUCAACCUCAAAAUCCGCUUCAAAUGAGCAUUCCUCUCAAGCUGCAGAGGAGGAAGAACAGCCGUCUACCUCAGGGGUGAAUGAGGAUAGUGAAUCCGACCGAAAAACUGCCAGGAAAUCAAAGAAGCAGAUUGCAUACUUGGAAAAUUUGCUGAAGGUUUACAAUGACGAGAUCCACCGCCUUCAAGAAGCUGAUUUAAGUUUAGAUGACCUCGGGUCAGAGGACUCCCUGUACAUCCAGGAGCACAAGCUUAAACGCAAGAUGAUGAAGAUUUAUGAAAAGUUGUGUGAAUUAAAGGGUUGCAGCACUUUGACUGGAAGAGUGCUGGAACAGCGCAUUUCUUACAGCGGCUCUCGAUAUCCUGAGAUCAACAAGAGGAUUGAGAAGUUUAUAAAUGGUCCAGAAGCUCGAGAGAACCCCCCUGAUUACCUAGACAUCUAUCAGCAGGUGGUUCGAGCCAAUGAGCGCUACAGCCUGUGUCUGACACGGAAACAGCUUGGAGAAAUUGCCAAAGAGGCGUUCAGGGACACAGCCAGUCGCAUCCAGGAUCGUCGCCACCUAGACCUGGUCUACAACUUUGGCUCCCACGUAACAGACAACUACAAACCUGCUUAUGAUCCAGCUCUUGAGAAUCCAGCACUUUUGAAAAGGCUACGAUCAAACAGAGAACUCGCCAUAAACCGAUUGGAGGAUGUCAUCACAAAAUACGCCACAAGGCAAGAUGACGCCGAGGAGCAGGAGAGACUGAAACGUUCAAAAAAGGACAAAACAAAUAAAGAGGAAAAUGCAUUGAAAAAUCGUAAAGCAUCUGAGGCUAAUGGAGUUGAGGACAAGGAGGAGGAAGAGGAGGAGCCAGACGAGCCAGAGGAAGAGGAGCCGGAAGAAGAGGAGGAUGAAGAGGAUCAGUCGUCAGAUCCAGACAUCGAGGAGGAAAUUCAUGCCAGCUCGCAGUUCGACGGAGGAGAGGGUGCAAGUGAGGAAGAGACCAAUGAGGCAGAGCAAGCUGUUGACAAGGAUGCUGACAAGGACCAGAUGCCUCUCAGUGUUUCUGCAAGUGAUAAAGAGGAGGAGGACAUCAGUGACCUCAGUCCAAUGUCCCAACAAAGCAAGUCCCUCCUCACACCCCUGUCCACCUCCCCCCGUGACAGCCCCAGCCAAUCAGAAGAAGCUGCCAGCAAUGAACAGAGGUCUCUUAGCAAUGGGACAGUCAAAUCCACCAAUCAGGAGGAAGGCAAAGAAACUAGGGACAUUGUGGCGGUCUCAGAAAAUGGAGUGAAAAUAUGCGAGACCACCAGUACCACAUCGGCCCCGGAUAUGACCCGGGGGACGAGAUCCCAGAAGAGGAAGAGAGAGGAAGUGACAUCAGCCAAGUCCAAGCACGCUAUUACAUGUGACAGCGACACUGAUAUUCCUCUGGAUAUGGGUGUCUACAGUUCCCCACAGCGCCCUCGAGCUGAGACUCCUCCUUACGUCAGCAGCUCUCAGUCUACUCCGCCUCCAAAGAAGAACAAGGUCAAUGUAGCCACGCAAUGUGACCCUCAGGAAGUCAUUGAGCUGUCGGACUCUGACUGAUCCUUGUCUUUGAACUGUUUUGAAAAGUAUUCAAGAUCUUAAAGGGUCGUAUUUUUUUAGGGUUCUCUCUUAAUAAAUUGCAGAAAGGCUUGUGGAAAAAUCCUGUUGAUGCUUUUUUGAGGACUAAUGCAGGGAUGUUAAUAAACCAGUGCCUAGUAUCCAUUUUAUUUUUUGAUUGUCUCAAUAGAUCGCCUUUGUAUGCUGUAUUUAAGGGGCUUAUGGUUUGAAAUAAAAUGGAGGACAGGGACAACUAGGGCUCAGCAAUCCAUGUCAAUGUUAUAUUUUUAUUCAUUACGUCUUGUUUAAUGCAACUCUAUGCCCAGUCAUAAACAAAAAAAACACUCUUUCUGAUGGUCAGUCCAGUUAAGGCUCUUCACUGAGAUUAGUUAAAUCCACUUGUCAGAAAUUUUACUUUAUUUUUUUGGCACAUCACCCACCGCUCGGAAAAACUUGUAUGUUAUCAACUGCUGUUAAAGAUUUAAAAUGUGUUGUGUUGAAAUACCCAUGUUACUGCAGAAAUAUCAACCAUGAACCAGACCAAAAGUCAGUCUUUCCUCUUAACUUUUUUCCACUUUUAUGUCAGAUUGUUUUAUAUCAACAGGUUUGACCAAAUAAUAUAUUUUUAAGACAUUUGGGUCCAUUUCACUUGUGGUUCUCAAUCACUUAAAAAAAAAAAAAAAGCUGCAAUUGUGGCAUAUUGUUUGUUCCAAAAAAAAAACAGCCAUUGAGUAACACCUCACCCAUCAUCACAAAACUUAAAAUAAUAAUAAAUUAUAUUAAAGGUUUUGACACUUUGAUAGUCUUGACGGUGGUAAACAUUAAAAUAGCCUGUGUUUUUGCAUACCAGUACAUAUUUUAUUUAAAACUUUUCUUUUUAGUCUUCAUUAGGACUAGUUUUUAUUUCCAUCCAAACGUAUCUUUUUCUUUUGUAAAAAAAAAAAUUAAGUUGGUAUUGCAUUUUACUUGCAAUAAAUCAAAUAAAAAGGACAAAACGAUAUCUGAUUUUAGGUUACCAUUCAUUAAACCCAUGCGCUUUAGGGUUGAUGAUUUGUUUAUUUUCUGAUGACCUGCGUGAAAAAAGAUGCAAAAUUGUGGCCUUGAAUUAUGAUUUGGUUACAACAUGUAAUUUGUACCCAUGCUUUAGCCAAUUCGUUCCCACGAAUUAAGAACUUGAUUCUUAAACUAUGAGAAAACCCUUCAUUUGCAUGUGGAUUCAGUAAUUCAAUGUCCUUAUUUUAAGCCUAGAUUAAACUCGUACUCGGUCCCUUUUCGCGAGCUGCCGGACGUAUUGCCUCAUCAUGUAACAAACUGGUUAGUGAUAAAAUGUGGCUCCUUCCAAGUUGUUUGGAUCAUAACUCCUUGCUCCUUUACCUUUGAAGCUAUGUCACACGGUCAACCACAAGAGGUCCUAGGCAGAUAGAAAGAGCUUCAACUGCGUUUGAGGAAUUUGACCAGCUGUGGGAACAACGGAGCUGUUAGUGACACUACAGCUGUUUAAUAAAAACUACAACACCCACAAAAUGGACUACAAUAAGCCUUUUCCUCUAAUUUUAAUGAAAAUUCCACCAUGGCAGAGUACUUCAAUGGCCCCAGUGUUUGCACAAGAGAUGCUGUUGGAAAAAGUAUGAUAUAUUUUUUGUGCAGGUCGUCAGGCGGGCUCCGUAUACAAAGUCUAGUCUAUGGACUGUUUUUUAAUGUUCCAUUUUGGUGUUUUUGGGUAAAAACUGCUAAAACUCUUGGGUGCUACAGUAGGGAUUAAGUGUUUACUGUGAAUCUUUUUCAUUUUUAUAACAAAAUGUAUGUAUUGUCUGUUUUUAAAGAGUUUCAAUAAAUUGUUCUAUACAUUAGUUCUG
Periophthalmus magnuspinnatus is the source of this 4303-nucleotide messenger RNA. RefSeq names its product death-domain associated protein (gene daxx). The transcript has 11 exons. The coding region runs from base 396 to 2450 and encodes 684 amino acids. The record is from RefSeq and is a predicted model, not a curated record. Gene Ontology annotation, molecular function: histone binding. NCBI's taxonomy places the organism in Eukaryota, Metazoa, Chordata, Actinopteri, Gobiiformes, Gobiidae.